Molecule: messenger RNA, 1932 nt
Organism: Pezoporus occidentalis (night parrot)
Lineage: Eukaryota; Metazoa; Chordata; Aves; Psittaciformes; Psittacidae
Gene: CLCC1
Product: chloride channel CLIC like 1
Exons: 13
Coding region: 148-1776 (542 amino acids)
Cellular component (GO): membrane; endoplasmic reticulum
Molecular function (GO): chloride channel activity
Source: RefSeq, a predicted model, not a curated record
GCGGCGCCCCCCGGAGCCUCGGGGCGGUGCCGGGGCUGAGGAGAGCGGCGGCUGCCGCGGGCACGCAGGCGGAAGGGGCCGGGAGUAGCGCGGGGCCCCUCCCCGGCAGCAGCGGCCUGGAGCGGCGCGGUUGUGGCGUGAUACAGGAUGCUGUUUGCCUUGGUGCUGUGUGCAGUUGUGCUAGCAGGGAGCAGUAAAGUUCAAGACGAUGAAUGGAUUGACCCCACGGAUAUGCUCAACUACGAUGCAGCAUCAGGAAAAAUGAGACCUUACAAGGCAAACUACCACAACUCUGAGGAUGAGACUGGCAAUUCAGUCAGUACUGAGAUAUCGAGUUGCUCCAGGGCAGUAGACUCUUUGCAACAGAAGGUUGCAGACUGUGAGAAGAGGAUUGCCAAAUCCCAUGAAAGCAGAAGCUUUUAUAUUUUUAAGCGGUACUUAAAUAAGAUUUUAAAUGAAGCUGGAAAACUUGGCCUGCCUGAGGAAAACGUGGACCAUGUCCAUUAUGAUGCUGAGAUCAUCCUUACAAAACAGACGUAUUUGGAGAUCCUCCGGUUUCUGCAGGAGGAAACGUGGCAGUCGGGUGCUGUAGAUGAUGCACUUAGUGACAUUUUGAUCAAUUUUAAGAACCAUGAUUAUAAAGCUUGGCACUGGAGAUUUGAAGACACUUUUGGAAUAGAGCUAUAUAAUAUGUUUCUGAUACUGUUGUGCUUAGUGUGUAUUGUGACUGUAAUAGCUACAGAGCUCUGGACACGUAUUCAUUGGUUUGUUCAGCUGAAACGAGUACUAUUAAUAAGUUUCCUCAUCAGUUUUGCAUGGAAUUGGCUUUAUUUGUAUAAGCUGGCCUUUGCACAACACCAAGCAGAAAUCGCAAAAAUGGGGCAGUUUGAUAAUGUCUGUGCUGAGAAGCUCAACUGGAAGGAAAGUCUGAUUGGCCUUUGGAGGAGACCUGAUCACAAAACUGUGCUAGGAGCAUGUCAUGGUGUUACUUCUUUUCCUUAUAACUUAGACCAAUGGCUCAGAAGUAAAUGGACCUUUCAGGACGAUCCUUGUCAGAAGUACUAUGAAACUCUACUCGUCAAUCCCGUUUUGCUGGUUCCACCCACCAAGGCACUGGCAAUUACUUUCACCAACUUUGUAACAGAGCCUUUGAAGCACGUAGGACAAGGUAUUGGUGAAUUCAUCAAAGCAGUUAUGAAGGAGAUCCCUUUUUUCCUGCAGAUUCCAGUGCUAAUUAUUAUGGCUCUGGCUGUCCUGGUUUUCUGCUAUGGCGCAGGAUCAUCAGUAUCUAUGUUAAGAUACUUAACAUCUUCUCAGAAGAGAAGUCCUCUUCCACCUGACCAUCAACAGGACAAGAUAGACUUUGGGCAGUACGAUGGGAGCAAAGGAGAUGGCUGUUAUUCGAAGAAGCCUCUUUAUGUUUCUAGAGGACCUUGUGACAGGGAAGACACUUCUCUGAGACCAGAAAAUGGAAGAAGUCCUGAUGUUGUGCAUACAGGCAAUAAGCAACAUAUGCAAGUAGAAGAGUCUCACAAACCAGAACCUCAUAAUAGAUUGUGCACGGAGUCUGAAGUUUGUAGACUAGAAACUACCACAGCUGAAAACCACACUGAAGAACCUGCACCUGAGCAGCAGAAACAGGAGCCAGCUAAAGCACAGCAAGAGGUGGGAGAAAACUGUGAUCCUAGUAGAAACCUCAAACAAAGGAAUUCUGCAAUGGAACUGUGUGAAGAGAAGACAAAGAGCAGCUCACGUGACUCACAGGAGGGAGACUGAGGAAGCCUGAGCUCUGCUGUGGAGUAGAGGAUGUUGCCACUGAAGCAGCUGAGAACCUGUUCUUCUCCUGAAAGUAGCAUCUCUGAUCAUCCAUCCUGUUGCUCUGGAAACGACUCAGCAGAUCAAAGAACCCUUCAUCUGCCAUUGCCUCUCGAC